CCAUGUACCCUGGAGAGGGUCCCCGGGGCUGCCGUCUCCCCUUCAUCUCAAGCGCGACCUGUGGCAGAGAGCUGGCGAAGGAGAAAGAAGACUCUGGCGUGACCAAGGUGGAGAGGAAAUACAGUGCUAAACACAAUGAUUUUCUGGACUCUAAAGGAUGCUUUGCCAACCCAACAUCCUCUGGCAGAAGGGUCAGCUCCUCAUCCUCUUGUGAAACAAGGCAAAGUGUCAAUGAGCCUCCAGGCCUCCCCAGAGUAUUUGCUCACCUAGGCAAUGCUGCAGAUUUGGAUCGGAAAUCCUCCUCUUCACAUUCUGAUAAUUCCUUUGAAACCUCAUUGCCUGAAGUUCAAAGGGAUAACUAUCCCCAGGAAUUCAGCCUGCUUAAAUUGCAGACAAAAGAUGGGCAGCGUCCUGAGUGGACGUUUUACCCGAGGUUUAGCAGCAAUAUCCACACCUACCAUAUUGGAAAGCAGUGCCUCUUCAAUGGAGUCUUUCUCGGCAACAGGAGGUCUCUAUCAGAGAGGACAGUAGACAAGUGUUUUGGGAGAAAGAAAUGUGAUAUUGAUCCCAGGAAUGGAAUCCCAAAGUUAACUCCGGGGGAUAAUCCAUAUAUGUAUCCAGAACAGAGUGCAGACUUCCAUAAAGCAGGGUCAACUCUCCCACCAGUGAAUUUUUCAAUAGUACCUUAUGAAAAGAAAUUUGAUACAUUUAUCCCACUUGAGCCGCUUCCACAAAUUCCCAACUUGCCUUUCUGGGUGAAGGAGAAAACCAACAGGUUGAAGAAUGAGAUAAGAGAAGUUGAGGAGCUUGACAAUUGGCAGCCAGCAGUGCCCUUAAUAAACAGUUUAUUCUCUCCUGGUACUUUGGACUUUCCAAGACAAUCCUGAGCAGAAACAGGCCCAUAAAGCAUCAACUGACUGCACGCCGGGGAGCCUUUUCCAGUUGAUGCCUUUUGUCACAUGACUGUUCUAAAUCAAAUAUUUGACUCU
Messenger RNA from Carlito syrichta (Philippine tarsier), 989 nucleotides. It is a transcript of the gene SPATS1, whose product is annotated as spermatogenesis associated serine rich 1. The coding region runs from base 3 to 887 and encodes 294 amino acids. The transcript is spliced from 8 exons. The record is from RefSeq and is a predicted model, not a curated record. NCBI's taxonomy places the organism in Eukaryota, Metazoa, Chordata, Mammalia, Primates, Tarsiidae.